This is a messenger RNA of Carcharodon carcharias (great white shark), 2310 nucleotides long. Its product is annotated as bestrophin-2-like. The transcript has 10 exons. The coding region runs from base 1 to 2310 and encodes 769 amino acids. Gene Ontology annotation, molecular function: chloride channel activity. NCBI's taxonomy places the organism in Eukaryota, Metazoa, Chordata, Chondrichthyes, Lamniformes, Lamnidae. The record is from RefSeq and is a predicted model, not a curated record.
AUGACGGUGACCUACACAAGCCGUGUGGCUAAUGCCCGCCUGUGCGGGUUUUCCAAGCUGUUGUUACAGUGGAAGGGCAGCAUAUACAAACUACUGUACAAGGAGUUCCUCAUCUUCAUGCUGCUUUACCUCACUCUCAGCUGCAUCUACAGGUUUAUGCUGGAAGAGAGCCAAAAGCGCUUCUUUGAGAAAAUGGCCAUCAACUGUAACAAUUAUGCUGACCUGAUCCCAAUGUCAUUUGUGCUUGGUUUCUAUGUGAGUCUGGUUGUGUCUCGCUGGUGGAACCAGUACCAGAGCAUGCCAUGGCUAGACCGCCUUAUGUGCACCAUUUCCUGUCAUGUCCAAGGCACUGACGAGUAUGGCAGGAUGCUGCGUAGAACAUUGAUGCGCUAUGCGAACCUCGCCUCCAUCCUCACCUUCCGCUCAGUCAGCACUGCCGUCUACAAACGCUUUCCCACCACGAGGCACAUGGUGGAGGCAGGUUUCAUGACUCCAGAUGAGCACAGGAAGUUUGAAAGCCUGAAUUCUCCUCACAAUAAAUUCUGGGUUCCGUGUGUGUGGUUUGUCAAUCUAGCGGUGAAAGCGAGGAAAGAAGACCGAAUCAGUGACUAUGUGUCUUUGGCACACAUCUUCAGAGAGGUGAAUACCUUGCGCAGCCAGUGUGAGAGGCUAUACAGUUAUGACUGGAUCAGCGUCCCACUCGUUUACACACAGGUCGUCACCAUUGCUGUUUACAGUUUCUUUCUGGCAUGUCUGAUUGGUCGGCAGUUUCUCGAUCCCAGUCAGGGUUACCCAGGCCAUGAGCUCGACCUCUGCAUACCCGCCUUCACCCUGUUGCAGUUUUUCUUUUAUGCUGGUUGGCUUAAGGUGGCUGAGCAGCUGAUUAACCCUUUUGGCGAGGACGACGAUGACUUUGAGGCAAACUGGCUCAUUGACAGAAAUUUCCAGGUUUCUCUCCUGGCAGUUGACGAAAUGCAUCAGAACGUACCAGCUCUUGAGAAGGAUGAGUACUGGAAUGACAAUGAUCCUAAACCUCCAUACACUGCAGCAACCACUGAGCACCGGAAAACCUCCUUCCUUGGCUCCACUUUUGAUAUCAGCAUGCUUAAAGAAGAGAUGGAGUUCCAGCCCCUGGAACAGAUCAAUGAGAAUGAAGAAGUAAACCAUGCCACUCCUCUUCUGAGUAAUUUAGGACGACUCCUAGGAAUUCCAUCAACCAACUUGCAGAACAUUUCAAGAUCUACUCCUCGAAUUAACCUAAUAAGGAAGAGGAAUGGUGCAUUAUCACAGGCUGCUACGUACAGCUUCCUGAGCUCAGACCUAGGUUGUGUGGCCUUGGAUAACGAAGCAGGGGAUUUUGACAGCUUCAUCUCCUCUUCACUUUAUGAUAGACCUGGUUACUAUAGUGCUCCUCAAACACCCAUCCAAUCCAUUCCCAUGACAUUUCCACUCAAACGAAUUCCUUUAAAGAAGCCCUCUAUGCUUGCCAACAUCUCGGUCUCCUCUGCUGGAAACCAAGGAAGCAACAGCAGUGUGUCGGCCUCCAAAGCUGACGAGCUGGACAAGGGAAACAGCAUUAAUGUCAAUAAAGAUGCCUCCCUGAAUGAACCAUCUGAGAAGGUAAUAGUGGUGGACAGUAGUCAGGCAGCAACUGAAGUAGAAAGUGCUACAAGUAUCCACUCCUUAAACAACAAGGAAGCUCUUAUGCCUUCAUCCAGCAGCUUGAAUCAUGGUAGCUGUAAUAGCUUACUACUAGUUCCUGAAAGUCCACACUGUCUCUUCACAGACGGUUCUUCAGACACAGAUAAACUUAACGAAAUGAAACAAAAGCUUAAUACAAGCAUUGGUUUCCGAGCACGUAAGCAUCCUAGACUGACCCUAGAGUCCCUUGGACAUGCUAACAGUCCAGACCUUUCAAAUCCUUCACUCAACACUCCAAGCUGUGGUACAAACAUGUCCACCUUUUCGUUCACACCAGUUUCUUCCCCAAUGCUGGGGAGGUCAAGGAUACCAAGUGGGACCAUCUCUGGCACUGAUUAUAAGGCAGGAAGCACACCUUCCCAAGGGUUUUCUGAAGUGGGGACCUCUUCCAAGUACACCAAUAUAGCCACUCAAUCCAUGACCACUGCUGAAUGUACCGGCGAUGCCAAUAUGAAACCACAUCUGAAAUAUGAGACCGUGCCUCCAAAUGAUACAAGAUUCUCGCUCAAUGAUGGGGACCUAGUCAACUUGAUGGAUAUCAUUAUUGAAACAGCAGAAAACAUUCCUGAGAAUGGGAAGAUGGAUAGGCACUCAGAAGCAAAAGACUGA